Oryza brachyantha (malo sina) is the source of this 2144-nucleotide messenger RNA. Its product is annotated as vacuolar-sorting receptor 7-like. The transcript has 12 exons. The record is from RefSeq and is a predicted model, not a curated record. Gene Ontology annotation, molecular function: calcium ion binding. NCBI's taxonomy places the organism in Eukaryota, Viridiplantae, Streptophyta, Magnoliopsida, Poales, Poaceae. The coding region runs from base 43 to 1938 and encodes 631 amino acids.
AGCACAGAGGUUGCAGGGGAGGAGAGAGCAGCAGCAAGAAGCAUGGCAAUGGCGGGGAGGAGGCUCCUCGCCACCCUGUGGGUCGUGGUGGCCGCGGCGAGCGUGGCGACGGCGAGGUUCGUGGUGGAGAAGAACAGCGUCAAGGUGCUGUCGCCGCGGUCGCUGCGGGGGCGGCACGCGGCCGCGAUCGCCAACUACGGCGUGCCGGACUACGGCGGGACGCUCACCGGCGUGGUGGUGUACCCGCCGGACGCGAAGCUUGCCGACGGGUGCAAGCCGUUAGGCAAGACGUCGUUCAGGUCGCGGUCGCGCCGCCCCGUCGUCCUCCUCGUCGACCGCGGGGGGUGCUACUUCGCGCUCAAGACUUGGCACGCGCAGCUGGCCGGCGCGGCGGCCGUGCUGGUGGCGGACAGCGCCGACGAGCCGCUGCUGACGAUGGACAGCCCCGAGGAGGAGACCCCCGACAUGGCGUUCCUCGCCAACAUCACCAUCCCGUCGGCGCUCGUGCGCAAGCCGUUCGGCGACGCCCUCCGCGCCGCCGCGUCCAAAUCCGGCGCCGACGACGAGGUGGUGGUGCGGCUGGACUGGCGUGAGUCGAUGCCGCACCCGGACGAGCGGGUGGAGUACGAGCUGUGGACGAACAGCAACGACGAGUGCGGGCCGCGGUGCGACGAGCAGGCGGCGUUCGUCGGCGCGUUCCGCGGCCACGCGCAGCUGCUGGAGAAGGCCGGCUACGCGCUCUUCACGCCGCACUACAUCACCUGGUUCUGCCCCGAAGCCUUCCUGGAGACGAAGCAGUGCAAGGCGCAGUGCAUCAACCGCGGCCGCUACUGCGCGCCGGACCCGGAGGGCGACCUCGACGCCGGCUACGACGGCCGCGACGUCGUGCUCGAGAACCUCAGGCAGCUCUGCGUCCACCGCGUCGCCAACGCGCGCAACGCCUCCUGGCUCUGGUGGGACUACGUCGCCGACUACCACCUCCGCUGCUCCAUGAAGGGCAGCCACUACACCCGCCGCUGCGCCGAGGACGUCGCCAACUCGCUCGGUUUGCCGAUGGAUUUGAUCGACAAGUGCAUGGGGGAUCCCGACGCCAACGCCGAGAACGACGUGCUCAAGACAGAGCAGAUUGUUCAGGUUGGACAUGGCGCCCGAGGGGAUGUGACGAUCCUGCCGACGCUGGUGAUCAACAAUGUGCAGUACAGGGGCAAAUUGGAGAGGAAGUCUGUUCUUAAGGCGAUCUGUGCUGGCUUCAAGGAGUCCACUGAGCCUCAUGUGUGCCUGACACCAGAUAUGGAGACUGACGAGUGCCUGAACAACAAUGGAGGUUGCUGGCGAGACGAGAAGACGAACAUCACUGCCUGCAAGGACACUUACAGGGGAAGAAUUUGCCAAUGCCCUGUAGUGGAUGGUGUUCAGUACCAAGGAGAUGGCUACACCCACUGCAAAGCCGUCGGGCCCGGGCGGUGCGCCAUGAACAACGGCGGGUGCUGGACGGCGACGAGAGACGGCAAGACAUUCUCUGCCUGCUCGGAUUCAGACUUGAGUGGGUGCAAGUGCCCACCUGGGUUCAAGGGCGACGGGAUCCACUGCGAAGAUGUCGACGAGUGCAGCGAGAAGCUGGCGUGCUCCUGCCCUCACUGCUCCUGCAAGAACACUUGGGGUGCGUUCGACUGCAGCUGCAGUGGCAACCUGAUGUACAUCAAGGCUGAAGACACCUGCAUUGCAAAGAACAUGUCGGCUAUUGGGUGGCUGGUGACGACGCUGGUGCUGUCGUGCCUCGUCGGCGCCGGUGUCGCGGGAUACGUGUUCUACAAGUACAGGCUCAGGAGGUACAUGGAUUCGGAGGUGAUGGCGAUCAUGUCGCAGUACAUGCCUCUCGAUGGCCAGAACGGCGAGAGGAUGCCACUAAGGCAGGAGGCCCAGGAGGAGCAACCAUAGCUAGAUUCUUUUGUGAUCUUCCAUGCUUGGAGAGGUUGAACAUUUUGUCAGUCGACUCGUUUUGAAACCCCCAAUACUUGACAGCGACGAAUUGCUACGAUCUACAUUGCGAAAGUUCAGAUAUCAUACCUGACAGGAGCUCUUGCAUUUUCUGCUUGGUGCUUUGUAGAGAAUCGAACCAUAUGGGUUCUGAAAUUCUGACACCA